This is a messenger RNA of Populus nigra (black poplar), 672 nucleotides long. Its product is annotated as MFP1 attachment factor 1. Gene Ontology annotation, biological process: lateral root development; mitotic cell cycle. Bases 22 to 504 code for a protein of 160 amino acids. NCBI's taxonomy places the organism in Eukaryota, Viridiplantae, Streptophyta, Magnoliopsida, Malpighiales, Salicaceae. The record is from RefSeq and is a predicted model, not a curated record. The transcript has a single exon.
CCCCCCCCAAACAAAAAAAAAAUGUCCGACUCUGAAACCACAACCACCGUCUCCACCACUGCACCGCCUCCAGAGGACGAUUCAUCCGUGACGGAUACAAAGAAGCAGGCAAGAAAUGCCAUUUCCUUUAGCAUCUGGCCACUGACUCAACGUACACGCGACUCAGUAAUCACCCGCCUAAUCGAGACCUUGUCAACGACUUCCGUUCUCUCCAAGCGCUACGGUACCGUUCCCCAUGACGAGGCCUCCGAAAUCUCCCGCCGCAUUGAGGAGGAGGCCUUUUCUGUUGCCACCUCCUCGGCAUCGUCGGAGGAUGACGGACUCGAGGUUGUCCAGCUUUACUCUAAGGAGAUCAGUAAGCGGAUGUUAGAGACCGUCAAGGCUCGGUCUGGAUCAAGCGCAAAUGGUGAUAAUAGUGCAGCGAAGACGGUGAGUGCUGAUGUGACGCCAACAUCGGCGGUGAGCGAGGAGGUUUUAAGUUCUGUUGAGACUGAAGCAGGUUGAUCUAAUUAGGGGUUUUUAGCUUCAAACUUGGUAUGUUUUUAGAGUAUUUUUUUCCCUUAAAGUUUGGUGUUUAUUAUAUUGAGAUCUGGCUGUAUUAACUUAUGGAUUUUGAUGGUGAUUACUCGAUGAAAAUAAUUUAGUAAUAGUAUUAUCUAGGGUUUAUUCUUA